UGCAGCAUUAGAGGCCAAAGAAAAGCAGAUUUCCGUGUUGUUUGAGAAAAUGGAGUCGAGACAAGCUGAACUUUCGAAUAAGUCUUCUGAGACUCAAGCACCGAAGACCAACGGCAUUGACAUCGAUAAAAUUUUGCUGGAGAAGAUACAGGUGUCAGACGAGUUGCGAGUGGCUCGUGAAAACCUGAGGACACUGCGUGCCACUUACGACGGCCAGGUCACCGACCUGACUGCCGACAUUGCCAAGGCUCGACAGGACACGGGCAGAGCCGAAUCUGACCUCGAAUACGUCCGAUCCGAACUCGACAGGGUUCUGCUCGAAUGCGAGAGAUGGAAGUCACUGGCCACUCACAAUCCGAUCCCGGAACCCGGCCCAGACGCCAACAAGGAAACCACGAUUGCGAACCUCAGGACUGAGUUGGAGAUUGUGAAUCGAGCGAAAACCGCUUUGGCGUGCCAACUCGAACGCAAAAUCAGCGUGGAGAAAAAGUGCGAGGAGCUGACCAAGGAAAUGGAGGAACAGAAACUGGUCAUUGACAACCUAAGCCUCGAGCUGGACAUCGUGAACAAAACCAAGACAGUGCUCGAGUUCCACAAAUCCCUCGACGACACCAUCGAAUCCGGCUACAAACAAAUGAAGUCCGAAGUCGACUCACUCAGAUCCGAACUCGCUCUCGUGAAUGAAGCCAAAACGACUCUCGAAACCCAGUUGGAAACUCUUCGACAAGAACACCACGCAUUGAACGAAGCCCUGGAAACGCAAGAAAUCCAGUUCACUCGGUCUCUCAGACUAGUCACCGACGAAUGCUCUUCGAAAAGCGCGGAAAUCUCCGUGUUGGGCGAGAAGCUCGAGUCCCUGUCGGCCGAAAGAGACGAUCUCAACGCUCAGAUUGUUUCUUUGCAACAAGACCUGCUGCUCGAACAACAAACGCGAGACCAGUUGAAAAACGAAUUCCGCAACGAAGCCACGUCCAUUUCGACUUCCGUAGCUGCAAGAGACGCUAGUAUAAGACAACUGGAGAAUAAAUUAUCUGAAGCCAGUCAAGAAAAGGAGUCCGUCAUCCAAGAUUUGUCGAAGGCCCAAUCUACGAUCAGUCAACUCCGAGACGAGUGCGAGAAAUUAUCCACUGAACUCUCUGCUCUGAAGCGGUCUCAAGAAGCGUCUUCGUCUGUGUCACACACUGAUGAUGGUGUCAGUGUCGAAUCUCAACUAGAAACUGCCAGAGCAGAUUUGAAGUCGGCAGUUGAACGAUGCAAAGCUCUGCAGCUUGAGAGCGACACCCACAAGGCGUCAAUGGAAGCAAAGGACAUUGCUGUCGCUGCCAUGAAGGACCAGUUGAACGCUUUGCCGUUGACCAAGGCCUUGGAAGCCACGAAUGAUGAACUGUUGUCUGCUUUGAGGCGAGAAAUGGACCGAAAGAACGCGUACAUUGACGAAAUGUCUGCUAAAAUCGUCACGAUGGAACGAUGCAAUUCUGAGCUGAAAGCGGGGAAACCGCAGUCAUUAUUGAAGGACUUUCCGGCUGCGAAAGCUCAUGCUGAAAAUGUCUCAUCUGCUGCUGUGGCGAGGGAAGAAAAUAUUCUCGUCGAAGAAAUAAAACAGAGAUACGAGAAAGAAAUCAAAGCUCUCAAAGAAGAGUUGCGGCAAAAGCCUGCAACUGUCUCUUCCACGAUUGGCAGCGAUGCGGAAGAAUUAUUGCGUCGUCAGUUGGCGGAGUGCCAGACAACCUGCGAUGCGCGCCUCGAAUCCAUGGCAGAGGAGUACGAAAGGAAACUGCAACACGUUCUUCAGCAGCUUGACGAUAACCUUUCAACACAAGAGAGACAACUUCGCGAAAGAUACGAAACAGAUUACAGCUCGAAACUGCGCCACGAAUGCAUCGAUUUGGAAACUGAGUACCAAAGGAAACUCGACCGCGUCAACGCGCAAUGGGAGAAGCGUGUCGCUGUCUCCGACACUGAAUUCGACCCGCGCAUUCGUUGCAGCCGCACUCCCGAAGCUUCUCAAGUCCGCAUCCUUCAAACUCGUAUCCAGGACCUUCAGCAGGCUCUGAAUGCAUCUCAGAUAUCUGCCAUGGAAGGGGACGAGAAGGAUGAAAUCUAUCAAAGCCGGAUUCGCGAGCUUGUUUCGCGGUUGGCUGAAAUGGAGAACGAGAAACUGAAGCUCAGAGGUCGGCUGGAAGCCGAGAACAAGAAGCAUUCGGAGGAGAUUCAGAGUUACAUUCAAACCGUACAGGCUUGUUUCGAGCAGGACCCGGACUUGCAGAAGCAGGUUGAGAACGUGCGGAAAAUCCACAAACGAGAGUUGCUGAAUAUGCAGGCCAAGUUGAGGUCAGAGUAUGAGUCCAAGUUCCUGGAACUAAAGAACAAAUUUGAGGAUAAACUCCACCAAGUGAAGGAAUCCAUGCAAAUGAACGGAAGUUCAACCGGAACUGUGGUGACCCCCACUCGGGCCUUGUCGCCGAUAUCCGAAAUGGACGACAUCAAUCAAUUCAGCUCGAUUUUCAGCGAAUUCAUGCAAGAGGCCAGAUCAAUCAAUCCAGAAAACUCGAAUGCGAAUAAUCUCCCUGCAGAUGGCGGUUAUCCUGAUGGCCUGUGUGACAAAGUAUCGAUCCUGAAAAGUCGUGCGGAACAACUUUAUCUGAUGAUGAGGAGGGAUGCUGUCACUGCUUUCGAACACGAACAAAAGAGAAACAAGGAGCUGGAGGAAGAAUGGGAAGACAAAUUGAAUGCCAUGGAAGAAAGGCAUCAUCACGAAAUCGAGCGACUGGGAGAGGAUUACAAUGCACAUAAACGUGAAAUGGAAUACGCGAGUCAAGCCGCGAUGGCUGCAGUGCAUUCCGGGACAACGAGCCUAGACGUGCUCAAGCAGCAGCUGAUUGAGAAGACCAAGGAAAUCCACCACCUGAAGAAAAAGCACAAGAGUGAAAUGAGGCACUUGAAGCGUUCGAUGGACAAGGGCCAAAAGCAACGAGGGUCUUCAGGCUCGGAUGCUGACGAAGAAGACGACACUGUCAAACUCGAGUACCUGAGGGACGUUUUGUUCCAGUACAUGACUGGGAAGAAUAGCAAGACUCUUUCCAGGGUCAUCGCUGCAGUUGUCAAUUUCACUCCAGAGCAAACAGAUCAAGUUGUGGACCACGAAGCUCGGCGGCGAGAAGGAUCAAUUGAGAUCGCCGAGUGCGACAAGGAACCGAAGUCCACACAAACACUGACGAAAUACGAACGUAUGCGCGGAGAAAAGGGAGAAGCUAUACACGUACCCCACCAGCAUCAGGCAACUGCAUUUCUAUAUUCCGCCGAAAUUGAGCAGAAAUUCCGUUGUAUUGAAUCUAUCAUCGAAGUUGUGUGCAACAGAAUUCAAGCAAACAAUGUUCAACAGCCCGAAGAGGCGUGA
Notodromas monacha is the source of this 3397-nucleotide messenger RNA. NCBI's taxonomy places the organism in Eukaryota, Metazoa, Arthropoda, Ostracoda, Podocopida, Cyprididae. The record is from the annotation of a GenBank genome assembly.